Aplysia californica (California sea hare) is the source of this 2168-nucleotide messenger RNA. RefSeq lists its product as uncharacterized. Gene Ontology annotation, molecular function: oxidoreductase activity. The record is from RefSeq and is a predicted model, not a curated record. Lineage: Eukaryota; Metazoa; Mollusca; Gastropoda; Aplysiida; Aplysiidae.
UGUAGUUAUUUUGAUCUUUGUAUUCAUCUUUUCUAAUUUGGCAGUGGAAUGCUUCACACAGGGUUUGAUGCACCACUGUACAGCUUGGAAAUGCGCUGUAUUAAGGAGUGUCAAAAAAGCAUCUUCCAACUUAUCGACAAGUUCAGUAUUCCUCUCCGCAAAUGUGGAACAGUUUUGGUGGCUUGGACGGAACAAGAUAAACAAAAGAUACCCUUGAUUCAACAGAAAAGCCAGCAAGCUGAACUUGGGGAGGACAUUUCUGAAGUGACAGCGAGCAGCUUGUAUAAGCUGGAGCCAGCACUUGCUUCAGGAGCUCUCGGAGCAUUGCAUGUACCCGGGGAAUGUGUAGUGGACUCGUGGCUUCUGGGAAUCUCAUAUCUCCACCAUGCUCAGAUGCAAGGGGCAAAGGUUCUGACCAACUGCAGAGUCAUUUCUGUCACUGAUGGUUUACUGCAUACAACUCGAGGUGUUGUACAGGCAAAAGUGACCAUGAACUGCGCUGGUCUUUAUGGAGACCUCGUCGAUAAACUCGUGGAUAUUAAUACUUUCAGAAUCCUGCCAAGGAAGGGACAGUACUGUGUGUUUGACAAAAGUGCAAGCCCCUUAUUUAACUCCAUUAUAUUUCCUGUCCCUUCAGAGAAGUCAAAAGGAGUGGCUGUGUUCAGAAGUGAAAGUGGAUCUCUGUGAGUGGAAUCCGGUCAACCGGAGUCUCAGCGUCACUUGGCAUUGCACAGUACCUCUCAGAAAAGUUGACAGAUGACAUGGGCGUUUUACCAAGUACUGGUGACAAUGUCACCCUUUUGGACAUUGACUGGAAGAUCAGCGAGAAUGGGCAGUCAGUUAUAUUUGAUGACAAGUACAUAUAUCAAGCAUCCCACCCACUUUUUGUCUACGGCCAUCAGAGAAUGGAGAGUAAAUUAUAGUGGUGUUACUUUUGCCGUACAGUAUAACACGGAUAGCUCGAACACAGAAGACUCAAAAUCAUGCACCGUCAAACUGUGCUUGCAGUCCCGUUUUUUUAAAUAUUUUUUAUCUUUGUAAGAUAUCCCUCGAAUUACGGAUCCCUUGAACUACCGAGGCUGAUCCCGACGAAUUCGAGCUAUCCAUGUUAUACUGUAUAUUUAACUGCAAUUUUUGUAGUAAUACAUGAAUGGUAAUUUUGAUGUGUUUCCGAUGGUUGAACAGUGCCAUACAUGCAUUCACUCUCUGAACUCAGAGGCACUCCUGAACAUUCACUACUUUUACCCUUCUGUACAAUUAAUAUAUGUCUCGGCUUGCAGUGAUGCAAAUCUAGCACUCAAUUGACUGUAAGGACCCUGUGAAAACAGUUGCCACAGGAAGGCAAAGCUAGGAAAAUACUGGUGUUGGAGAGGCCAUGUACUAACGGCCUACUGUCUAGGGAAACAAUAGCUUCAGCGGAAAUCACUAUACCUUGGCUGUGAGAGAUUGUGCUUUUGUAUCAACCAGCCAUUUAAGGAGGUGGGGUACUCAACCUAGGCCUUCCUUGCACCCUGAAAUUUUAAAAUGAUUAAUCACAUUUUUCUUUUGUGUUAGUUACGUCAUUGCGUUUUUCUUCACUGCCAAGAAGUUGUUGUGAUGUACGGCGUUCCUCACAUCUUGCGAAGCGUGAGGACCAUGAUGAUGAAACAUUCGUUGUAGGUGGUAUUCUGCUUACUGCUUCUAUUAGAUGCAUUUCUUAAAACUAAUUGUAGAUUCACAUUCAGCAAUAUUUUUUUCCACAAAAAGAAAUCUUUUCCUGUAAGAGAUAGUAGAAUUUACAUACCAGGUCUAAUUAUAGGCAACUGACCCCUAAAUCUAGUGCUACUCUUUAUCCAUGGGGGUCCAAAACUGCCCCGUGAAGCAUGAACUGACCCUGUGCCAUGAAGGGGUUAAGGGGACCCAUCUUACUCUGUAUGAAUAGUAUUAUAGUAUUUCUUAUACUGCCCGAUACCUGGUUGCAACCUUAGCUGAUGAUCUGUCGUUAUUUCAAUAAAAACACCGAGUGUUGUCUCGCCCGGCGCCGUAUAGGUCCCGGCGGCGAGGGAGCCGGCUCUGUACUUUAGUAUACUGACUGCUCCCCGGAGUUUCGCGGAAGGAUUCAUGCAAAAUAAUUCCAAGCCGAUGACUUUAUUCUAAUAGAAAAAGAACUGUUUUUUCUAUUGGUACCU